This is a messenger RNA of Pisolithus orientalis, 2171 nucleotides long. Its product is annotated as DNA polymerase subunit Cdc27. Gene Ontology annotation, biological process: DNA strand elongation involved in DNA replication; DNA replication; DNA synthesis involved in UV-damage excision repair. The transcript is spliced from 10 exons. Bases 82 to 1785 code for a protein of 567 amino acids. NCBI's taxonomy places the organism in Eukaryota, Fungi, Basidiomycota, Agaricomycetes, Boletales, Pisolithaceae. The record is from RefSeq and is a predicted model, not a curated record. Gene Ontology annotation, molecular function: DNA-directed DNA polymerase activity. Gene Ontology annotation, cellular component: nucleus; delta DNA polymerase complex.
UUCUGCUUCCCUGUACCGCCAGUGUGGCAAUGUGAAUGGUGACCACGCCACAGACGCGUAGCUCUGUCAUAAACCCAUGCAAUGACCACUCAGGCAGCACAAGACUACCUCACGAAGGAGGUUUUUAUAAGGCGGAGCGUGGUGACCUUCCGAUCCUUAAGUCGAGAACUGGGCAUCCACGUCAAUGAUGCAAAGAAUGAACUUAAGGCAUUCCACGAAGCGUCGAUAUAUACCAAUACGCCUGCUAUACCAACCUAUCUCGUCUCCGGGGAGGUCGCAUCAAAGAACGGCGGUCCCAGCAACACUCCUGAUGACUAUGACGUGGAUAUGGAUAUGGACCUCGACGACGAAGAUGGGUCAGAUGUGGUGCACAUCAGUAAAGUUGUGUUGGUGGAUGCUGAUGUCCUGGAUGAAACGAUGGCUCAGUUUUCGCGAGUCUUCUCGAUACACGUAUACAGUUUGUCGCCGUCGAAACUCAAGGAUGCAGAUCUCAUAUGUGCGAGCAAUGUUAACGUGCAGAAGGUAGACGCCUCCAGGGGUCCUGAAUUCUUCUCGAUCGUUGGCAAGAUACGUGGAGGGCAUGUAGAGACAAGAGCCAGCGCAAGAAAGACAUCAGCUCUUGCCCCUGCCGCUGCUUCCUCGUCAAAAGUGACUCUCGAGGAAACCAAGAAACAGCCCUCCAAACCUGCUCCGCAGACAAAGCCAGAGCAGCCGACACUCGAGGGGAAGUCAUCAACGUUAGAUUCGAAGGAAUUGACGAGUACAAAAGAACUGAUGCAGAAGACGGAUAUCAAAGAGAAACCAAAGGCGUCGGGAAGGCUGGACUGGAGCAAGGCAAAGUCAAAAGAGAAGGAGAAAGCGGAGGACAAGAGGAGUGGAGAAGACGACCCAAAACCCAAGCCAUCUAAACCGCCCUCCACAAACAAAACGUCUUUUCUGCCAAGUAAAUCAAGCAUAAGCAACCAGAGCUCUAGCAAGCCUGAGGCGAACAGGGCCAAAACUGAUUCCACCGGGCCAAGUCACGUUCCACAGCGUGGCGUAAAACGCAAAUCCUAUGUCCCAUCUGACUCGGAAAAGGAGGAAGACCAGGUCUUGAAGCCCAGCAAACCAAUCGUAUCUUCCAGCUCCGCCAAAGUGAAGAAUGGUGUGGUCCUGACCGACGACGACGAAGAGGAUGUGCGAGCGUUUGGAAGACGUCGUGCUGGAGUGAAAAGUGGUGAAAUGUCUGACACAGAGAUGAGUCUCAAAGCCAUGAUGGACAUCGAUGACGAUCAGGUUGUUAGAGUGUCCCGAACGAAGAAGGUCCCACCAAAGGUUGAUAUUGAGGAAGAUACGGACGCAGAUAUUGAAGAAGCCAGGGAAGCUAUGGUCCCCCCUGUUAGCAGCGAUGCUGAUGACAUGGACACGGAUGAUGAACCGAUCGUAAAACCAAAGAAGAGGGCACCCAAGAGGGUUGUUCCCGUAGGUCGGAAUGGACUUAAGAAAAAGAGAGUCAUCAAAUCCCGGACCACGACCGAUGCUAAAGGAUACAUGCAAACCGAGGAUUACUCUUCAUAUGAGUCUGUAGAAGAGGGGGACGUUCAGACUGAGCCAGCGACCAAGCCCAAAGGUAAGGGCAAGAAGGGUAACAACGAGCAGGCCAAGACAGAGGAACCAUCCGCAGAAAAGCAGACAGCCAAGAGCAAGCCAAAGGUUGCUUCAAAAGCUGCGCCAAAACCCAAGGGGAGUGCUCUCAAGCGUGGUAGUUUGUUAAAUUUCUUUGGACCAGAUAAAGAGAAGAAGUAAGAGUAGGUGUAAAUUGUUGUGCGUGGAAUAUGGAGCCCAUCAUAUACUGUCACUCUGCACUCUGUAUCCUUGGAUCCUUGGCGCAGGGAUGCCGUCAUUGCUGGUAUGGCAUACUGGAUUCCAAUGAACUUCAACGCUGUCUUGAUGGGGGUGAGGUGGCCAUGCGGUUUUGUUCCCUGCUGCCUUGAACUUGUUCGAGGCCUGCGUCCGACAAAGUCUAGUGAGUUGCCGUCCGGUCUACAAGGCGAUCCGAAUACCGCCAGCGCUUUUAAUAUAUGCCUUGAGUUCGAGGGGAGAAUUCAAGCCGAUAUUGACUCGGGAAAGGACAUGGAGAAGCAACUGAUUUACUGUCGUAUACUCGGCUACCUCUUGCAACACAUCCCAUC